Molecule: messenger RNA, 6495 nt
Organism: Drosophila rhopaloa
Lineage: Eukaryota; Metazoa; Arthropoda; Insecta; Diptera; Drosophilidae
Gene: Wdr81
Product: WD repeat-containing protein 81
Exons: 4
Coding region: 221-6073 (1950 amino acids)
Molecular function (GO): protein binding
Source: RefSeq, a predicted model, not a curated record
CAGCUGAUAGCUCUUUCUCAAAUUCGCGAAAAAAUUUGCAGCGUUCUUUGAUAAGAUAACAUAAAAUCCUCAAAACAACGAACUAAUCGGAGUGCUUGAGCCCAAAGAGCCUAUGGCGGAAGCGGGUCGAACCCCGCCCAGUCGAGAAAUGUGAUCGGGCCGCGGCAGCAGGCAGAACCGCAGAAUUGGAAAGUUUUCAGUUGGAGCACCCCGCAGGAAAAUGGACGACAGCGAGCUGAUUUGGCCCGAGAUUGGUGUGGAUCCGCAGCAUGUGUGCCAAGUGAGCGGCGAGGGGAGAUUCCAAGUGAUCUGCGACAAGGCAUGGCUGCAAUCGCUGGAGCGGAACAAGCGGCUGACUCACUUUCCCAGCUGGCCACAGUUGGAUCGCAGGGCCUAUCCCACGGGGCAGCUGGAGCACCCCUGGACACGGAUUCUGGUGCAGACCUACCGCAAACAGCCCCAGUCGAGGGUAUACCCACUGCCGAGGAUCUCUGCAGAGGCAUCUUCAGUGAACUUGCCCCUCUCCUACUCGCAGGCAGUGUCAUUCGUGACUCACAGCAACUUUAAGCAAUUGUGGGAGGAUGCCUACAGGAAGUACGAUGGCGCCCAUGUCAAGCUGUGCAAGUCGUCAACUUCGGCACCCUCGGCAAAGCCACCCAGUGGCCAGGGACAACUCCAACCGCAUGAUGUGGUGCUCAAGGAGCUCAUUCAACGCGUCUACCAAUGCCCCGUGCUACAUUCUCAGUUGGAUCGCGAGGGAAAUGGUGACUCUCCCACUACCACAUCGAAUUCCCUGGGCAACUGUCACGCCAACGUCUUGCCCGCCCUUGUGGCCAUCGAGUCCUCCACGCACUUUAGCGUCUUCUUUUAUCCACCGGCUUUGGAAUGCAACCUCUACGAUUGCAUCACCUUCAGUCCGGCACUAUUGGGAAAGAACUACAACAAGACGCUGUUUGUGAUCUACCAGAUCUUGCAGCUGGCCAAGCAUCUCCAAGGACAGGGAAUCUUUCUGGGCGAUCUACGUCUUCAGCAUAUCGUGCUGCGCGAAAAUCUCUGGCUACAAGUGAUCCCACGGCUGCAGUGCAAUCUUCUGGAGGAUGAUCCAGCGGGAGACGACCUAUCGCCUCUGUCUCCUCUGGCCAGCGAGGAUUUGGGAGAGGCUGGUGAGCCGCAGCAGCCUAGGCCCUCUAGCGGCACCAUGUUUGACCUGCGAUUCGCCUACGAUCCCGCCCACUUCAAUCUGCGCGAGUAUGCCGAGAUGUGGUGCAAUGGACAGUUGUCCAACUUCGACUACCUUACCAUCCUGAAUAAUGCGUGUGGCAGGAGUCUGACCAAUGCCGCUCACCACCACAUCAUGCCCUGGGUGACUGACUUCAAUGGACGCGGAGCAGCUACCUGGCGAGAUUUGACCAAGAGCAAGUAUCGCCUGAACAAGGGAGAUGUCCAUCUGGAUCUCAUGUACGCCCAUGCAAGUCAGCAUGGAGGCGCAGACGGCGCUUAUCAACCUGUCGGCGACCAGGCGCCUCACCACGUCUCCGACUUUCUUUCCGAGAUAACUUAUUUUGUGUACAUGGCGAGGAGAACGCCACAGGCCGUCCUCUGUGCGCACGUGCGUCCCAUCUGGGUGCCGGCAGAGUAUCCGGUGUCCAUUCAGCGUCUCCAGGAGUGGACGCCAGACGAGUGCAUCCCCGAAUUCUACUCAGAUCCGAUGAUCUUCAAGAGCAUCCACGAAGAUCUGCCGGAUCUUGAGCUGCCCGCCUGGGCCACCUGUCCGGAGGACUUCAUCUGCAAGCACCGCGAGGCUCUGGAGUCGCAGUACGUCAGCGAGCGACUUCAUCACUGGAUUGAUCUCAACUUCGGAUACAAAUUAAGUGGCAAGGCGGCGGUUAAAUCUAAGAAUGUCUGCCUCACGCUGGUAGAUCAGCACAGGAAUCUCAGCCAGCGCGGUAUUGUCCAGCUAUUUGCCAAUGCUCAUCCUCCGCGUCGCUACACCACGCCCUGGUUCAGUAAAGCCGCUCCCAGGCUAAGUCAACUGUACGCCAGUCCCUCGAAGCGCCUGGCCAAAAGCACGGAAAACCUGCAAGCCGAGACUGGAACUGGAUCGUCCCACCUCUCACUGCGCCUAGGCGAUGAUGGAUCCAGCAGCUCUGUUCAUAGCAGUUCCGCAUCCGCUUCGGCUUCUAAUUUUUACGCGAUUAACAACUUUAUUGAAUUGCCGGACAACUACAAUCCCGCGCUGUUGCUUCAGAAUCUGGAGACUCUAGAGACGUUUUACACACGCACUUUCCCUCAGCAGCGGGCGUCGGCCAAUCCUGAAGAGAAAAUGAUCAGCAGUGAUCUUCUCUUUGAGCAGAACUCAGCGGAGCACUCCUUCACCAAUCAGCUCUUUGCCAGUGGUGAAGAAAUUACCACAAAAUCAAAGAAUCUUCUCAGAGAGAAAAGGAGUUCCUUGCAGCAACUUCUGAGUAACAAGAGAGAGCGGGAUCUGCAGGUCCUGGGAUGUCUUAUUGUGGAGCUCUUCGCUAUGCAACGUUUGCGUCCGCUUCUAAUGGGAAAUGGCUUGAGUGCCGUCUUUGAAGCUCGGCUCUCCGCUUGCCGAACGGUGGCUCAGAUGCAUCGCCAAGAGUUGCCUAAACCAGUGCGCCGAGUGGUACGUCUUCUGCUGCAAUUGGAGGAUUUCGGAGAGGAGGAUCAAGGUCUGCCACAACCACCAAAUCCCGCUCAGCUGGUGGAGCCCAUGUUCGCCAACCUGUUACUCCCAUUCCCCAGUCACUACAUGGCUGUGUAUGCUCUUGUCAGAUCUCUACAUGCUUUCGAGGCCAAUGCCGUGCUCCUGGAGCUACACACUCACUUCAGUUGCAAAGGAGGAAGGGAAUGCGCCAGGUACACAGAGAUGGAUCGUCAAAGAGUGCUUUUUGAACGUAAAAUCGCUGAGUGUAAGGUCAUGUCUUGCUGCGCCCAUGUAAAGAGGCUUCUGGAACCUGUGGCUUUUGCCUACGAGCAAUUUACUCCAGUGGAGCUGCUGCUUCCCCACAUCAUCGAUCUCUUGAGGGACGAACGUACAUCGAUCUUGACUGCCUGGAACUUGUUCGAUCCCAUAGCCCAGGCUUUGGGCGUGACCCAAACCCAACAGCAUCUGCUUCAGCCUCUGCUUAAGCUGUACGAUGUUGAGGGGGUCAGUUCUCCAGAUGAUGGUGGCUCCAAUGGCUCAAACAACAGUGGUGGCCAUCUUCGCUUCUCCGCCAGCAGUUCGUUUAAGUCCCGUAAGUCGGUGAAGCUUUAUCACCACAGUUUCUUGCUCCGCUUGAUCGUUCGAUUUGGACUCCGGUGCUUUCUGCAUCACUUUAUAGCACCUCUCAUUGAAGCAGUUGGUGGCUACAAGGAACCGGAACAGGGCAAUGGCUACCACUACCACAGUGGCGGUAGCAGAAGGACGAGUAAGAAUCUGAACUUUGCGGCGGAAGAAGAAGGGCACCUCACAGCUGAACCAGAAUCGAAACCCGACAUCGAAGAGCUAUUCACCUUCGAGGAUGACAGGGCGUCCACCCAAGACAGCAAAUCCAUCGACUCCUUCGACAUGCGUCCCAGCACCAGUGCUGCCAGUGCGGAGGAGGCUCGGGAGUCGGACGGAUCGCCUGAUAAACUGGUGAUCAAUGAACUUAUUUAUGGAGCCAGAAUAUCGCCAGACAAGCUCUCUUUUAGAGAGAGUCAAACGCCGCCUACACUGGUUCCACCUCCCCUGGGACCCCGCUCACCCACUAUCGAGAUUCCAGUGUGUCCAUCUGCCGGUGGCAUUCGUCGCAGUUUCCAGCUAAGCGCCAUCGAUUGCGACAUUGGCUCCCGAAAGAGUGUGGACAGCUUUGACCUGAUCAGCCAAGCGGUGGAACAGCUACCUCCUCCGGCCGUUGAUACCGAAGCGGAGGCCUCGGACUCCCUGCAGGCAUCGGUCAUCUCCCGGUUGUCGGAGGCCAAAGCCGUGCAAAACAACCGAAUCAGCGAAAUGAGCGCCGAAAGUCUGGUGUGGCUAUCGCAUCGACUAGGUCCGGUGCUCACCUCUCGGUUUAUCACCAGGAACCUUCUCAAGCUCCUCUCGCUGUGCUACGUGGGCCAGGAAAACCUGCUGCCGGAGGUGGACGAUGGUGGGUUUGCCUCCAGCCCCGAGGCGGCAAACCUCAACUACUUCAGCAUUGCCAAUGCGAGGGUCGUCGGCGAUCGGAGUGCGGCUAGAGUUCUGGAGUGCCUCAUGUCCAUAGCGGCUCUCUAUGGCGAGAACUUCCUCCUGUUGCAGUAUUUCCCGCACAUAAGCGAACUGAUUGGACUGUGCUCGAAACGGAUAACUGGCAGCCUGGAGGGAGCCAUUAUCAGUUCCCUGCAGCUGCUCAAGUACAUGGUCCCAUGUCUGACCGAUGCCAGCAUCAUGGAGCACCUGCAGCACAUCUUGCUGGAGGCCAUUCUUCUGCCCAUCCUGCGGCUGUUGAGCUCCACAAAUCUUCUGAUGCCAAGUGGUUACCUGGGACGCUCUUUGCUGGCACGAAAGUUUCUCGAUGCGAUUUAUGCUCUCAGUGUGCGCCUAGGUUCGGAUAUGACCCGGGAGCACCUGUGUCAGUCGCUGUUAAGUCCGUUUUUCCUGAUCUUCAACAAGGCUUUUGGUCUGCCAAAUGACUUUGCCUGCGAUCUGGCUAAUCUUUCGCUGGUCGGUGGUGCAUCGCAGCAGGAACGUGCCCUGGUGGAGUUGAGGGAUGUGUUUGGGCCAGAGCUGGCGCAUACUGCUUAUCUCUCCUUCCUUCGAUUCCUGGGCGAGGCCAACAUGAAGAGGACUCUGAGCAAUCUGGAAUUCGUUCUGACCUUGUGUCACGAACACGAGCAACCCAGUGGGAACGAGCAGAGCCAAACUCAACUGGCGACCAGUGUGAGUUCUGGCCAAGAUGUGGACUCUCUAGAUGUCAGUUGCGAACUGGCCGCCAAUAGCUUUGGCACCCAGAUCGUUGGAAAUCGGCUGCAAGUGGCCAGGAACAACGUGGAACUGAUCGACAUGGUGGCAUACAAGCUGGACCAAAUGCCCAAUACGAGGCAUCUGAAAGGCAACUGGUUGGCUUACUGGCGCAACGAGACAACGCGCAGUGAGAAGGAUAAUCAAACGCUCAAUCUCAAGCAGAUCCGGCUGCAGUCAUUUGUGGGUCACACCAACUCAGUGAGGGCUAUUUAUGCUCUGGACAAUGAGAACAGCUUCAUAUCCGCCUCCAAGGACAAAACCGUCAAGCUGUGGUCACUGCGUAGCGAAGGCGAUGGCCGGAAGACCACCGCCUGUCAGUUUACUUACACGGCGCACAAGAAGUCCAUCAAUUCCCUGGGCUUCCUGGAAUCCCUGCGUUAUGUGGUCUCCUGUGACUCGGGAAUUCAUUUAUGGGAUCCGUUUAUUGGAAGACCUCUUGGCAUACUAGAUUCUCCUCGUCACAGUGCCGUGACAGUGGUCAAAUGCUUACCCUCGCAUUCCCCGCUGGUAAUAGCCGGCACAGCAGAGUCCACGGUGAAGAUGGUCGACGCCAGAAGUUUGGAGUACGUAAACGAGUGGCGGGUAUGCAAUGCUACCCUGCCCAAUGCCACAGUCCGCUGCCUGGCUGUGGCUCCAUCCGGAAAUUGGUUGGCCGCAGGACUUUCCUCUGGAUGUAUCGUUCAGCUGGACACGCGCACUGGUAUGGUGAUCAACUCCUGGCGACCCAUGGAAUGUGAUCUGCUGCAGCUGGCAGCACCGAGUGAUCAGUUCCUGGUGAGCUCCGCUUUGGAUCACAGCCUGGCUGUUUGGCAUGCCCUGGAUGGCAUCAUGCACUACCAACUGAAACCUCCCCCAGAACCCGCCCAUUUCCUGCAGAGUGUUGGCUCUUCUUUGGUCUACGCUACCACUGGCAACCGCGUUGGAGUCUAUGCGGAUGUGGCCCAUUCCCACGCCUUCAACACGAUCACCAAACUUCGCUCGGAGACAUUCCGCGGUGUGCUCACCUCCCUGGCUGUGUUGCCCCUGAAUCGAGCCUUCCUCGCUGGCAACGAGAGCGGAAACAUUGCCCUCCUUUGUUAGAAAGCGGCUAAUGCUUGUACCAUAAUUCGAUAUUAUAUUCUAAUUUAUUUUAUAUCAAAUUGCACCAAAUAUUAUGUUAAUGCAGGAAACACAGGCUGGACGUCGCUAGAAAUAUCCUAACCCGAUUAAUUUAUGUAUUGAGGUGGUGCUUGCAACGCAACUUUUGAAUUUACCAUCGCACAAUUAACCCAGUCGAACAGUGGAACACUUCUAGCGACGUUCUAUAAGCAUAAAGAAAUUAGUUCUUAUACUCAAAGCUAUAAUUAUACAAUGUAAGCAUUCCAGAUCCACAAUGUGUGUAUAGUUAUCUGUGUAUCUGUACAAAUGAAGACAAAAUUGUAUUUACAAGUUAUUACUUAAGCUGGAAAGAGGUAAAAUAUUUAUAUAGAAAUAUACGAACACAACAAAAAUGUCAAGUUAAA